Messenger RNA from Phanerochaete carnosa HHB-10118-sp, 150 nucleotides. RefSeq lists its product as uncharacterized. The transcript has a single exon. NCBI's taxonomy places the organism in Eukaryota, Fungi, Basidiomycota, Agaricomycetes, Polyporales, Phanerochaetaceae. The annotation marks the transcript as partial. The record is from RefSeq and is a predicted model, not a curated record. Gene Ontology annotation, molecular function: protein binding.
AUGUUCUAUAAACAGCCCACUUGGGACGACCUCGCCGACAGGAUCCAGAACCUCUACGGCAUCCCUAAAGACAAAGUCGGCGUCUCCUACUUUGACGUCGAUGGCGACGAGAUCACCCUUAGCUCGCAGGAUGAGCUCCAGGACUAUUAU